This is a messenger RNA of Saccostrea echinata, 3542 nucleotides long. Its product is annotated as receptor-type tyrosine-protein phosphatase epsilon-like. The record is from RefSeq and is a predicted model, not a curated record. Lineage: Eukaryota; Metazoa; Mollusca; Bivalvia; Ostreida; Ostreidae. The transcript is spliced from 22 exons. Gene Ontology annotation, biological process: protein dephosphorylation. The coding region runs from base 85 to 2562 and encodes 825 amino acids. Gene Ontology annotation, molecular function: protein tyrosine phosphatase activity.
GGACUUAACUGUUCAGAUGAAUGCAGCAAGCACUGUGUGAACGAAUCUUGUAAUCACGCAACUGGCACUUGCGAUAAUGGCUGCAUGCCGGGAUGGAGGAAUGACAAAUGCAACGAAAAAUGUAGUAAUGGUACAUUUGGUGUCAUGUGUGAAGAGUUCUGUAGUGGAAAUUGCUUGAACAAUGAAACUUGUUACUAUGUGGACGGUCAUUGUAUGAAGGGAUGUCUGUCGGGAUAUCAAAGCAAGAAAUGUGACGCCCCUUGUGACCCGGGAUACUUUGGCAAAAAUUGUUCGCAAAAUUGUUCUGUAAAUUGCUAUGAUAUUUGUAAUAAUAUUAAUGGACAGUGCAAAUGCAUGAAAGGAUGGAUGGGGGAAAACUGUUCCGAAGUGUGCCCCUCUGAAUAUUAUGGUCAUAAUUGUGAAGAACGCUGCAGUUCGAACUGUAUGAAGAACGAGCCGUGUGACGUUAUAAAUGGAAGUUGUCCAAGUGGAUGUCAACAAGGUUAUGAGGGUUAUAUGUGUCAGCCUUUGAAAGGAUUCGCGGUGAAGGCGUCUGAGAAAAAUCAAGAAAAUAUCAUAUAUGGCGUGAUUGGUGGUGUUGUAUUAGUAAUUGUCGUUGUCGUGGUACUGUUCAUAUGGUUACUUCAAAGGAGACGAAGAGCGAGGCUCGUAACAAAAGAAAAAGACGGAAGUCAACAAACUUUGGAAUUUGUUUUACACAAUGCUAAUGAAGAUAACCUAACACAGGAUGGUGAUGAUAUUCAUUCAAACAAAAAUGAGAUGCUCCAAAGGACUAGCCUCAAGCCAAAACAAAGACGUAUUCAAAUUAAAGAUCUCUGCACAACAAUAAGGAACUUUUCACGUCAGGAAAAUGCGGGGUUUAAAGAAGAGUACAAGGAGAUUCUUAAUGGCGAGUUACAUCCAUGUGAAGUUGGAAAAAGAGACGAAAACAAAGUCAAAAACAGAUAUACUACAACAUUUCCCUAUGAUCAUACUCGUGUCAUUCUACAAGAGUUGAACAAGAACGAUGGCUAUAUCAACGCUAACUACAUAAGGGAUCUUUCUGGAGAAAAGAGAAGGUAUAUUGCUACUCAAGGUCCAAAAAAGAAAACAUUUGCUGACUUUUGGGAAAUGGUGUGGCAAGAGUUGGUUACAACAAUUGUUUGCUUAACAAAUCUUAAGGAAGGGACAAAGGAAAAAUGUAGACAGUACUGGCCAAACAACAAUGAUAAAAUUCAACAUGGACAUUUUGCAAUUCGAAACUUUGAAGAAAAGACCUAUGCAAAUUAUGUUACGAGGAACUUUCAUGUGCAAAAUAUUGUGAAAAAAGAAGAGCGGGAUGUACGGAUGUUUCACUAUACCCAGUGGACAGACCAUGGUGUUCCUGAAGCAAUAAACCUUGUUAUGUUCCACCGACAUUUCCUGAGAUCGGUAUCAGGGAAUUCCCUUCAACACAAACUUGUUGUUCACUGCAGUGCUGGAAUUGGAAGAACGGGUACCUUCAUAGCUUUGGACGCCCUCUACCGAGACGGUCUGAAUUCAGGUUUUGUAAAUGUGCAGGAAUAUGUUACACAAAUGCGUCAUGACAGAAUGAACAUGAUACAGGGAGAGGAUCAAUAUAAAAUGGUCUAUGCUGCCUUAUAUGAAUCAUUCAGAGGAGAUCUGAGACCUGUUGGUGCUGAAACCUUCCUUUCACAGUAUCAAAACUCCUCUUGUUACGUCAAUCUAGGGGAAGUAGCAAAUAAGAAUUUACCUGUAGAAGAUCAGUUCAAGGAGCUUAAAUCUCUGAAUCCAUACCACACUGUAAAUAACAGCGUGUCUGGACAUACAAAUUUUGGUGCUAGUUUUACUGAGGAAGAUUUACCAAACCAAAAAUAUAGAUGUUAUGUGCUCUCCGACGAUGACAGAGAAGUGCAUUAUAAUAACGCUGUUAUCUUGCAGAGUUUUACUAAACCUGACGGAAUUAUAAGUGCCCAGUACCCAAAUGAGAAUCAGUGUGAAGAUUUCCUUUACCUAGUACGAAAGAGUGGAGCUGGUACGGUAGUUUCUCUCGGGCAACUUUCGGACGUAUCCUCGUCGAAAUGUUGGUUUCCAUCUAAAAAUGAUACAAAGGUUGUGGGAGGUUUCACAGUAAAAAUGAGAAUCUGUACUCCCUCCGACUGUGUUACGAAAACAAACAUCAUUAUUCAGAAAAAGGGCUUCAAAGACGUAGCUGUUUCUGUUCUGGAAUGUAACUUUUGGAGGGAGGAUACCGUUGUUGCUGAUUGUCGAAAGAUUCUUAAUGUGAUUACAGAAACCCGACUUGUAGAGUCUACCCGUCCUGACAGUAGAACGCUAGUUUUGUCAAGUGACGGUGCAAAACGGUGUGGUCCAUUUUGUGUUGCUUACAAUGCUAUUGAGCAACUAAUUCUUGACAAAGAGGUUGAUAUCUUCACAACAACGCGAUUGAUACAAAUUCGUAGGCCAGAUAUGAUAUCAACUAUUGAAGAAUACCAAUUCAGUCAUGAUCUUAUAGCGGAAUAUCUACAGAACGAUACAGUUUAUGCUAACUGUUCAAACUAAUAUGCAUCUAUUGCUCCUGGGGAUUGAAGGAACUUUUUAUCUUUUUACGUUACCAAUAUAUUGAAUUAGACAUGGUGUAGCAUUUAUCUUUUAAUUUGCAAAAGAACUUUCAAUUUUUUUUGUUUAAUGUCUAAAUUCUGCUUGCAAGGCAAUGAGCCAGAUUUCACCGAAAAUCUCUUUUUUAGGAUAUUAGUAUAGUAUAAUUAUAAAAAAUAUAAUCUUUUAUUUGGGAUUAUUUGGAGCUAUUUGUGCGUGUAUAUAAACGAUCUAUAUAUGCUCAUCCUAUGAGAAAUGCAUUUAAACGUCUAUUCAUAUAUUGAAAUCAUAAGCUUGUAAGCCCAGUUCAAAUAUAUUACUGUGACGUCAUAUUGUAUUUCACAUUUCGCCCAGUCAGAAUAUCUGGAUAUAGCCUUUUAAACAUACCCGCUAACUCUUUACCUCCCCAAACAGGUUUGUUAAAUUUAGCCUGAGCCCACAGCUCCCAUCCACCCACAACCAACAGGUCAGUUAUUAACCCAGAGAACUAAAGCUCCCCUAUGAAAGUCACUAAAGGCAAUACCUUUUCUGUGACCUUGCAGUUGCCAAUCCGUCGAUAAAUGGCAUAAACAUUUUAUGUAGUCGAAACUUGGUUCCUACCCAAAGCGACUGUGAUCCGUCGACAGGGGUUGCUUACUCCUCCAUAGCACCUGAUCCCACUUCUGAUGUUCUUGGAUAAGAGGUCUCAAUAAACUAAUAAGAGACCCACAGCUCCAACAGAUCAGUUAUAUACAUUUUUCUCACAGAUCUACAGUUCCACUUAAAUAGGCCUCAAGACAAUAAAGGAAAGGCAGAAGUAAGUCAGAAUUUCAAAUAUUUAUUACUUAAAUACUUUGAUAAUCAAACAAAACUUUUAUCAUGACUUAGCAUUUGUAAAUUAUAUUCAAGCAUGUGUAUUAUUUUUCCACAAUUAUUGACAAAAAAAUGAAAUAAACUGCAAAAUA